Leptopilina boulardi is the source of this 457-nucleotide messenger RNA. RefSeq lists its product as uncharacterized. The transcript has 3 exons. NCBI's taxonomy places the organism in Eukaryota, Metazoa, Arthropoda, Insecta, Hymenoptera, Figitidae. Bases 158 to 343 code for a protein of 61 amino acids. The record is from RefSeq and is a predicted model, not a curated record.
AAAUGGAAAAGAUUAUUUCGAUUAGGUUACCAAGGUAAAAUACAACUAUUAAUGUGCAAAAUUAAGUAUAUAAGGGUCGAUCUUAGUUUAUCAGAAAUCAGAAUUAUUGCAACAACGAAAAGUUCAUCUCAAAGUUAUCCUUUCUCAAAAGUUCAAAAUGUCGAAAUUGUUAUUGGUUCUUUGCAUCGCUUUCCUUGCAGUGAGCGUUGCAAUUGCAUGCAAUCCACCGGGUUUUCCAUGCAUGUCAGAUGAUGAUUGUUGUCCAAUGUUUCAUUGUAAUAUUUGGGCUCGUCGUUGCACCAAAGUUAAGCCAGUUCCACCACCAGUUGAUGAAGCACCUUGAAUAUUGAUUGCAAAACAAAUUAAUUGAAAAAAAAAAAAAAUUAUAAAAAUUUUAUUCUUAUUGUGGUACCACCAUAUGUAAUUUGUAUUCUAAAUAAAUUCUAAUUUACUCAGA